CAUGACCUAUUAACAUUUUUAUAAGUGUUAAUUUAUUUAGAUGUCUUUCCUAUUAAUGGUUACCAUAUCUUUUAACUUUGAUUUAUGAUGCCUCAUGUUUAUAGGUUUUGGAAGUGAGAAAUGAAAUCGAGAACUUAUGUGGAGUCUUACACUGCCACGACGGUUACGAGCAUUGGUGGUUUUUGAACCGACGCUCCAGCAGAGGAGAUGAAGGAUUCAUUUCUCUUCCUUUCAUAGCGCCAAUGAUUCUGCCAUUGUCAGACUCUGGUUUCAUUUUACACACCGCCUCUCUCACAAACGAAGAAAAAGCUUGAGGCUCAAUGUGGCGAUUGAGGGGCUGGCCCACUACCUACGGCGAUUACAAGUAUAGAAUUCCAAGUUUUCUUCCUUCAACGUGGCGCGAGAUAGAGGGUGCAGGGCUGCAGCCAUGCCAUCUUAAAGCUCUUAUUCUUUCCAGGAUUGCCCACUCAAUCUCUCUUAUCAACCUUUAUAGGAAACGCAGGGAUAUGGACUCUAAUUGCAUAAGUGAAAUGAUGUCCUCAUAAUUGAAGCAUAUGGUGGCUUUCCUUCAAGGGUUGCGGGAUAUAUUUUCUUGCAACUAUUUCAGAUUGUUCCACUGAGAAGGUAGAAAGUUGCACGAUUGGGCUACUGAGAAGGUAGAAAGCUGCAUCAGUUUGGUUUAUUUUCAAGGCGAUUUCAUCAGCGAGAAUCAAAUCUCUGUUGUCUG
This is a messenger RNA of Cuscuta campestris, 727 nucleotides long. NCBI's taxonomy places the organism in Eukaryota, Viridiplantae, Streptophyta, Magnoliopsida, Solanales, Convolvulaceae. The record is from the annotation of a GenBank genome assembly.